CUGGAGCCCUCCUGGACCACCUGGAGCCCUUCUGGACCACCUGGGCCACCACAUCCAGGCCACCUGGAGACCUCCUGGGUCACCUGGACCUCCUGGGCCACCAUGUCCAGGCCACCUUGAACCCCUGGGCCAUCACGUCCAGGCCACCAUGUCCAGGCCAUCUGGAGCCCUCCUGGACCUCUUGGGCCACCACAUCCAGGCCACCUGGACCCCUUGUGGACCUCCUGGGCCCCUCCUGGACCUCCUGGGCCACCACGUCCAGGUCACCUUGACCCUCCUGGCACCUUGCCAUGGCUCCAGGCCCCAGAAGCCCAGGUCCCCCCUCGUGUCCCCGUUGUCCCCAGCAGCCCGUGGUGGCAGCUGCUCCCCGGUGCCGCUGCUGGGACAGGAAGGUCCCCGGAAGGCGCCCGGGAGCCACGGCCCCGUUCCCGUUGUCCCCCGCGGCACCCCUGGGGCGCAGGCGCGACACCUCCGCCGUCCCCGGGGCCACCUCUGCCUUCCGCCGGCCACGCCGGGGUCCCCCGGGCCACCGGAGCCUCCCCGGCCCUGGGGGAGCAGCAGAAGGAGCCACCGGGGCCAUCGGGAGCUGGCGGGGGGACGGGGACCGACGUCUGCCGCUUGUCACCGGUGGUGGCCCCACGGGGCCCCAGCGCCUCCGGUUCCUCCCCUUCCUGCGGGGAAGGGACCCCCGAGCCCUGGGGGCUGCGUGAAGAGCUGAGGGGUCACCAGGGGUCACCAGGGGUCACCCAGGGGUCAUCCAGGGGUCACCCAGGGGGUCAUCACUGGACGUGGUCCUGCCAAGGCCACACAAGGCAGGGCCUCACCUGGUGCUGCUCUGGAUGUGGUGACACUGGGACCUCACCUCCAGCAGGACCCACCUUCACUGGGACCUCACCUGUAUCAGGACCUCAUCUUCACUGGGACCUCACCUUCACUGGGAUCUCACCUUCACCAGGACCUCACCUGCAUCGGGACCUCACCUGUAUCAGGAUCUCACCUCCACUGGGACCUCACCUUCACCAGGACCUCACCUUCACCAGGACCUCACCUUCACCAGGACCUCACCUCCACUGGGACCUCAUCUUCACCAGGACCUCACCUGCAUCGGGACCUCACCUGUAUCAGGAUCUCACCUGUAUCAGGAUCUCACCUCCACCAGGAUCUCCUCUCCAUCAGCUCCUGUCCAGGAGUUGAUGGUUGGAUCCUCUUCCCCCAGCUCCUCCACUGAAGUUCUCCCCACCAGGACCCACCACAGGUGAAGUUCUCCCCAGCAGGACCCACCACAGGACCCACCUCCACUGAAGUUCUCCCCACCAGGACCCACCACAGGUGAAGUUCUCCCCAGCAGGACCCACCACAGGUGAAGUUCUCCCCAGCAGGACCCACCACAGGUGAAGUUCUCCCCACCAGGACCCACCACAGGUGAAGUUCUCCCCAGCAGGACCCACCACAGGUGAAGUUCUCCCCAGCAGGACCCACCACAGGUGAAGUUCUCCCCAGCAGGACCCACCACAGGUGAAGUUCUCCCCACCAGGACCCACCACAGGUGAAGUUCUCCCCAGCAGGACCCACCACAGGUGAAGUUCUCCCCACCAGGACCCACCACAGGUGAAGUUCUCCCCACCAGGACCCACCUCCACUGAAGUUCUCCCCAGCAGGACCCACCACAGGUGAAGUUCUCCCCAGCAGGACCCACCACAGGUGAAGUUCUCCCCAGCAGGACCCACCACAGGUGAAGUUCUCCCCACCAGGACCCACCUCCACUGAAGUUCUCCCCAGCAGGACCCACCACAGGUGAAGUUCUCCCCAGCAGGACCCACCACAGGUGAAGUUCUCCCCAGCAGGACCCACCACAGGUGAAGUUCUCCCCACCAGGACCCAGCUCCACUGAAGUUCUCCCCAGCAGGACCUGCAGCCGCUCGUCCCGGUGUCCCCAUGGAGGCGUGGCGCCAAUGUGCCCACUGGCUGGUGGCCGCGCGCGUCCUGCCCGCGGGACACCGGGCCAGCAGCCCCGGGGGACAGGUGUGGGACCUGGCGCAGGCGCUGCGGGACGGGGUCCUGCUGUGCCACCUCCUCAACGCCCUCCUGCCCCGCGCCGUGCCCCCCCGGGACAUCUGUCCCCGGCCCCAGAUGUCACAGUUCCUGUGCCUGAGGAACAUCCGCACCUUCCUGACCGCCUGCGCCGACAAAUUCGGGCUCCCCAAGCACCGGCUCUUCGGCGCCUUCGACCUCUUCGAUGUCCAGGACUUCGGCAAGGUGAUCGAGACGCUCUCAGCGCUCUCCUGGACCCCGAUCGCGCAGAGCAAAGGACUCACGCCGUUCCCGUCCGAGGACAGCGUUGGGGACGAUGACGUUUACAGCGGCCUCUCCGACCUCAUCGAUGACACGGCCGAGGAGGACGAUGACCUCUACGACUGCGUGGAGGCCGAAGGGGACGAUGGCGACGACAUCUACGAGGACCUGAUGAGGGUCGAGACCCCUCCGGCCACGAAGGGGGGGGUGGACCGGCGGCUCUGCUGCCUCCAGGAGCUGCGGCAGACGGAGGAGAGGUACACGGAGACCCUGGAGUCCAUCUGCCAGCACUUCCUGCGGCCACUGCAGCACUUCCUGAGCCCCCAGGACAUGGAGAGCGUCUUCAUCAACGUGGAGGAGCUGCUGGAGCUGCACCGGCGUUUCCUGGGGGAGCUGCGGGGGGCGCUGGGGGGGGGCGGGGGGGGGCUGCCCCCCCUGUUCCUGCAGUACAAGGAGAGGUUCCUGCUCUACGGCCGCUACUGCAGCCAGGUGGAAGCGGCCGCGCGGCGCCUGGACCAACUGUCCACCUGCACUGACCUGCGCAUGAAGCUGCAGGAGUGCUCCCAGCGCGCCAACAACGGGCGCUUCUCGCUGCGGGACCUGCUGAUGGUGCCCAUGCAGAGGGUGCUGAAAUAUCACCUGCUGCUCCAGGAGCUGGUGAAGCUGACCCCGGAGGUGGCCGAGCGGGAGCGGCUGCGGGGGGCGCUGGACGCCAUGAGGGACCUGGCCCAGUGCGUGAACGAGGUCAAACGGGACAACGAGACCCUGAAGCAGCUCACGAGCAUCCAACUGUGCCUGCACAACAUGCCGCAGUCCCUGGCGCAGUUCGGGCGCCCCAAGAUCGACGGGGAGCUGAAGGUCUCCAGCACCGAGAGACGCUCCAAGGUGGACAGGUACGGCUUCCUGCUGGACAAGGCCCUGAUCAUCUGCAAGCGCCGCGGGGACUCCUACGAGACCAAGGGCGUGGUGGAGCUGCAGAGCCACCAACUGCGGGACGGUGGCCUCGGGCCCCGCGACGGCAAGAAGUGGUCCCACACCUUCGUGCUGCUGGACCCGGCCGGGCUGCAGGACUACGAGCUCUUCUUCAAGACGCGCGAGCUGAAGAAGAAGUGGCUGGAGCAGUUCGAGAUGGCCCUGUCCAACAUCUUCCCCGAGCACGCCCUGGCCGAUGGACACGACUUCCAGAUGUUCUCCUUCGAGGACACCACGUCCUGCAGGGCCUGCCAGAUGUUGCUGAGGGGCACCUUCUACCAGGGCUAUCGCUGCAGCCGCUGCCGGGCCCCCGCCCACAAGGAGUGCCUGGGGCGCGUGGGGACCUGCGGGAAGGCCGGAGCUGAUUCCGGCGCACGGAAGAACAAAUCUCAGCGUCCGGGACCCGACCGGAAACGGGAGGAGCUGGGACUCCCCAGAAUGGAGAGCACCCAAUCCUACGGCGGCGUGCCCCCCCCCCCGGGGGUCCUGGCGCCCCCCCUGCGCCUCAGCCCCGGUGACGUCAUCGAGGUGACGGCGGCCGAGGCCCAGGAGCUCUGGUGGCAGGGCCGGAACGUGGCCAGCGGGGAGCAGGGCUGGUUCCCCAGCAGCGCCGUCAGACCCUUCGUGGCCGUGCCGCUGCCGGAUCUCUCUGCCUACCCCUGGUUCGGGGGGCCCCUGGAGCGCGCGGGGGCCGAGCAGGUUCUGUCCCCCCGCUCCGACGGCGCCUUCCUGGUGCGACAGCGGCUCCGAGAGCCCGGGGACUUCGCCAUCAGCCUCAAGUACCGCGGGCAGGUGAAGCACAUCAAGGUCACGGCCGGCCAGGGCCUCUACUGGGUCACCGAGAAAAAAGCCUUCAAGGGGCUGGUGGAGCUGGUGGAGUUCUACCGGCGGAAUUCGCUGCGGGAUUGUUUCAAGGCGCUGGACACGACCCUGGCCGUGCCCUACCGGGACCCCCAGAGCCCCGCGGGGCCCCGGGAGCCGGGUGCCACCCGCAGUUUCGGCUCGGCCAAGGCUCGCUACGACUUCAGCGCGCGGGACCGGACGGAGCUGUCGCUGCGGGAAGGGGACAUCGUGCGUGUCCUCAGCAAGAGGGGACAGCCCGGCUGGUGGAAAGGGGAGAUCUACGGCAGGGUCGGGUGGUUUCCCGCCAAUUACGUGGACGAGGAAUAUUCGGAUUAUUGCUGAGAGCGACGCGUCCCUGUCA
Poecile atricapillus (Black-capped chickadee) is the source of this 4468-nucleotide messenger RNA. It is a transcript of the gene VAV1, whose product is annotated as vav guanine nucleotide exchange factor 1. The record is from RefSeq and is a predicted model, not a curated record. Gene Ontology annotation, biological process: regulation of GTPase activity; intracellular signal transduction; cell migration. The coding region runs from base 1936 to 4449 and encodes 837 amino acids. The transcript is spliced from 29 exons. Gene Ontology annotation, molecular function: guanyl-nucleotide exchange factor activity; protein binding. Gene Ontology annotation, cellular component: cytoplasm. NCBI's taxonomy places the organism in Eukaryota, Metazoa, Chordata, Aves, Passeriformes, Paridae.